Molecule: messenger RNA, 6557 nt
Organism: Melanotaenia boesemani (Boeseman's rainbowfish)
Lineage: Eukaryota; Metazoa; Chordata; Actinopteri; Atheriniformes; Melanotaeniidae
Gene: cmtm7
Product: CKLF-like MARVEL transmembrane domain containing 7
Exons: 5
Coding region: 101-583 (160 amino acids)
Cellular component (GO): membrane
Source: RefSeq, a predicted model, not a curated record
GGUAUUAAAAAAAAGCAGACGGACUGUUUCCAGACGACGUGGAUUCUGCUGCUGUUUAACUUACUCUAAACAUCUGUUUACCGCCUUGUUUACCGUAAACAUGUCGCACACCGUCGUCACGACAACAACGACCACGGUUCGGUCUUCCGGUGACAGCGUCCUGAACAUGGGCUACACCCAGACCAUCCCGGGGCUGCUGAAGAUGGGACAGCUGCUCUCCCUGCUCAUCUCCUUCCUGUGCGUCCACUGCGCUCACGGAUGGCCCAACUGGUACGCUUUCCAGUUCUUCGAGGUGGUGGUGCUGUGGUUCUUCUUCGCCUUCCUCAUCUUCUUCAUCAUGCACCUGUUGAGGCUGCAGGGGAGGAUGCCCUGCAUCAACUGGCCGCUGACGGAGUUCUUCCAUUACUCCGUGGGCGUCGUCCUCAUCUUCAUCGCCUCCAUCGUCGCCGCCGUGAAGAGUGGUGGCGUUUCAGCGCUGGUGGUCGCAUCGGUGUUUGGGUUCAUAGCAACAUUCCUGAUGGCCGUUAAUCUGUGGACAUCUUACAGUGUGGCCUGCGGCCCCCAGGCUGGUGCAUCAGUGUAGAAAGUGGCCCGUCAUGAAGAAAGCAGAGGGCUGUGUGGGCAGUUUGCUGCAUCCUGGUCAAUUUUCUGCCUGGCAACCACCUGCAUAAUCAACCUGAUUGGAUUAUAAGUCAUACUGCAGAGGUAAAGGAGCUGACCCAGGACGAGCUGCCCGAGACAUAAACAUCCCAGAUCAUCACAGUAAAAACCCUGACAGGACAGCAGUUUUUUAUUUCAUACUGAAUCAUUUCCAACCUGGACCGUCUCAUGUUAAAGGUGCUCUGUGUCACAUUUAACCAACACCACAGUGAAAACAAUCAGCCACCUGGUAGUCCUGAUAAUGUUUUAUUGUUCAUCAUUUCAACCCUCCUUAACCCUCCAUCUCCACUCAAACAUGGAGAACCUUCCUCCUGCUAUGUGCCAUAAACCAGCCCAGAUAAAGUUCAUGCUUAACCCUGCAGGUCUGAAUGCAGCCGAGUCUCUGGUUUGGUUUUAUAAAUAAAAUAUUUUCCUCAGCAGUUUACGCAUUAAUUAGCUUGAUUUUUAUCCCACCUAUUCAUUGUUUUCUUAAAGUACUUUAAAUUCUAGUGAAAGGAUUUUGGACCAGUUAUUUAUUCAACCACUGUAGCCCCUUUAGCUUAUUAUGCUAAUCCUUUGCUAGUACAGUUUGUUUGUCAUGCUAACAAACAUGACCAAGCUAAUCAGAAAAAUGACUCGCAUGCUAAUGUUUUUUGGCAUGCUAAUACAUAACUCAGGAGCUAAAAACAAUAUCAUGCGAACAGUUCAUUUAAAUUGAAUUGUUCAAAUAGCUAGCUAGCUAGCUAUGCUAACGAUGUGAAGAAACUCGAAAUACAGAAAUAAAGAGAAAAUAGGUAUUUUAACUAAUAAAUAAAGGCUGGUGGUAAUUUACAGCUUCUUUUUGUCAGGAAAGCUCAUGUGCCGUUGGAACCAGUGAGUAAAUCUGUUUUUAAACGAUGAUUCUGGGCUUAUUCUACGUCUGUUUCCCAUUAAUGUGGCUACUGGAAAUUAUGUGAAUAAUCUGCUCUUAUACAUGAAGAUGCGGUUAAUCCGAUGGCGUAUGUAUGGGUGGAGAUCCAUAAUGAAGUUAAUGAAAUAUAUGUUUCAGGUGGCUGAAAAUUUAACCUCCUGAGACCAGGCGUCCUCAUACGAGGACAUUGCAGGUUUAGUCUUCUAGUAAAUAGUAAAUUCUGUGUAAAUGGAGCCUGUUGCACCAAAUGUAGACAUUUGGUGGCAAAGACAUAACAUAACAUAAUAAACCUGCAGAAAAGGGCUGCAGAAAUAUGUUAAUGAGAAAUAAACCAGAAUGAUCAUUUAAAUAAAGGAUUAAUCCACUGCUUACUGGCUCAUUGAACAGCUGUUUAAACCAGGUUAUGGGCAGAAAAGACGUUUUAAGUGCGUAUGAACUGACAAAAAGAAUAAAUUUAUCACCAACAUUUUCAAAUAUGUUAUACAACAAAAAGCUUUCGUGUGGUUUAUAAUAUUACGAGUAAAAUAACUAGAAAGUGUUAAAGUGAAUUAAAUAUAACUAACACUGCAGCACAUUAACAUCCACCGUCUCCGUCUGUCCGCGUGGCUUUUAUCACGUUUUACUUACAGCAUGCUGUUAUUCUUGUUUUACUGCAGGCUACGUGGGGCUUUUCCUGGUGCUUUUACAAAAACAAGCUCAGUAUUUGAAUCUAAAUUUACUCUGAAUUUUAAUCGUUUAGUAAAAAAGCACAUCAGUGAGAGUUUUACAAGAUGCCAGUAACAGAAACAAGAGCCCGUCCUCAAAACUAAACCGGAUUUAAAUGUCUGCAGACGAUCACAUGCAGAAACUUACAGGCGGUGGAAAUCUGACUGCACAGAUUCAUGAAUUAAUCCGACGUGUACAUAAUAAGGGAUGGAUGCAUGGGUUUUAUAAACUUCACCUGCAUUAUCCAAAUGUUUACAUGGAUUAUAAAUGUUCACCAUCAGAUGUUUUGGUGCAUGAUACUAAUGGAUAAAUAAAACAAAUUAAAAAUAAAUGGAUAAAUUAAUAUCAGUACAGAUUAAACACUGUAAAACUCAAAUAUAUCAUUAAAUGUUUUGAAAUCUUUUGAAAACUCUGCAUCUAGUUCACAGAAAAUAAAAAAGUAUUAAAAAUGUAAUGAUUAGUAAAUCCUGCUGCGGUGAAAUAGGCACAGAGUAAUAAAGAGUGAAGGUUUAAUACGUCAUUCGCUGCACUAAAUAGAAAAUAAUCUCAGCAUGAUCACAAAAAUUCAAUCUCUGACUGUUAAAGCACAAGACGCAACUCUUAGCCUAAACCCGCAUGUUGUCCCAGCAUCAAGCCCGUUCACCUCUUUAUUACUCUGUGGUUUUUUUAUUUCGCUUGGUGGAGUUUUAUUGAUCUGCACAAAGCCAUCGGCACCGGGAGCGGCUGAGCCGGCGGUGCACCGAAACUCAGUUCUGCAAACAUUUCGAUGACGCCGUGUUUAAAACAAGGCAAGAUGGAAAACUGGAGGCUUGUUCAGAUUUUAAUAGAUCAGAUUUAACUGUGUGCUUUUAGUGCUGCAGCUACGUUUGAUGGAAACGAGCUGACAUUAAAAUAAAGGUUAAAUAAAAACUUAAUUUCAGACAUCAAAUAGAAAACUAAGAGAAAAAAUGAUAAAGUAGUAAUACUCCAUCACUGAAAAGUUAAGUUUUCUUCAUGUUUCAUUCAAUCUAGUUUAAUUAAAAUCAUCUCGAGCCACUUUUAACGAUCCCAGUACAGUUAUAUAUAACUCCAUAUUAAUACAAUUAGUUUAUGUUCCUGUUAAAGCCAAUUAAUAAAAAUACGAGUUAAUUACAUGUAUUUAUAUAAAUCAGAAAUGCGCCAGAAAUAAUUUUUUGUUGCUAACCUGCAGUACCCAGCUUGUUAUUUUUUUUAAAUUAAAACUAGUUUUAUGGCAUUUUUUAGUAAUCUUGUGGCGUGGUAGAAAAACUAAUAAAGAUGUAAUGUUAAGCAUAGCUUUUUAAAGUAUCACUCUUAGCUAAAAUGCUAAGAUUAGCAUAACAUGACUGUUAUGGAAAACAAGCGGAAAAUAUAUUUAAAUGAGAAAGGAUUGCAUCAAGAGCAAAUAGGGAGUUUAUCCCUAUAAGUUUAUCCAGACAAAAGUUAGCUAGUACGCUAAUGGUAGGUUGUUUACGCUAGGACAGGGGUGUCACAACUCAGGUCCUCAAGGGGCCGCUAUCCUGCAGGUUUAGUUAUUUUCUUGCUCUAUCAACACCUGAAUAAAAUCAAGUGGAUCCAACAGCUUCUUUUCAACUUCACACAAUAAGCCCAUAAAUUUCAGUCAGGUGUGUUUAGAUCAGGGAAACAAUGAAAACCUGCAGGAUACCGGCCCUCGAGGACCAAAGUUUGACACCCCGUGCACUAUGAAGGGCAAUUAGUUUAGAUUAAAAGCUUGCUUGUUUCACUUCUUAGUAAUAUUCAUUCAUUCACUAUAACAUACUGUAAUUUAAAUUGAAAGAAAUUCCCAAAUUUUUUUUAUUAUGAAAUCGAAUCGAUGUUAGCUAAGAAGCUAAUGCUAAGCUUAAGUUAGCUAAACUGUUUGAUGACAUCACAGCAGUUUUCUUAUAACCAAAAAUAUAAUUCUGUGUUUCGUGUCUGAUAUUUUCCCAGAAGAAGUUAUUAUGUUACUUUAGUGUAAAUAUAAUAGUUAAAUAAUAAUGUGGCCCAGACGGCCCAAAGAGUAAAAGUGGACAUGCUAAUCGCUAACAACACUGUAUUUUGAUCUACAUUAACUAUAUAUCAAUGCCACUUAUUUAUUUUUGACCAGAUUUCUCCGAAAUAUCUUUCCAGUUUAUCAUUCAGCAAAUUGUUUAUGGAGUUAUAAAAAAGAAAAUGCUCUUUUUCUGGUCACAAAAGGUUUAACGAGCUUUACCAAGGACGUCUGCGUCUGAGAAAUGUAUGUGGAACUGAAACUUUCACCAGUUCUGGCUGAAACAACAAAACAUCUUCGAUUUAAACUCUAAAGUACUGCCUAACUGUUCAUCAGAUGCCAAAAAAUCUGUGUGAUUUCCACUGAAUGUGUCACAAUGUGAAAGGGUUCACAGACAGUUAAUAAUGUAUUUAAUCUGAAUGUUUAUGCUUUACUGGACAGACUGUUAUUACCUAUGGCGCAUAUUCCCUGCACCCCACCGCUGUGGACGGCAGCCUGAAGGCUUCAGAUUAAAGGAAUAAUGUCUGAAUUAUUAAUUAAAAUCACAUUUAACUAGAAUUUUUGCGGUGAAGCUGCACAUCUGGAGCGAUAAACUCAUUCUUUUUAAAUUUACACCAUAUUUCUUCAUUGUUUUUGAGAGCUUCGGCCGGAGACGGUGCUGCAUACACAGUGUGCAGGACUUUCUCCACCGUUAUCAUCGCUGUUCUGUUCCACGCGUUUCUAUGACGAUCACAUCAGCUGUUCUCUCUGACUGUGUCACGGUUGUUUUAUUUUGAGUCUGGAGCUUUAUUUUUAUGAUGCACUGAUGAACGAGAUGCAGAGCCGCCUCUGAUGUAAAACCAGAACCUGGAACACUUGUUGAGAAUCACUGGAUAAUAUAAGAAAAUAUGCUGAUUAAAAUUAGUUAUUUCAUUUAAAGUUUGUAUUUCUAUUGUUGAAUUUUAAUAGACUAGUAAAAUUUAGGGCUUUGGAUUAGAUCGUUUUAUUGGUGCAUCAUUUCAUUUUCUGGCUGGGAGUUUCUGUGUGGAUCCAGAAAGGACUCUGUCGGGGAUUGGGGCUGGAUGUGAGGGAAAACCAACCUGCUGCUGAGCAUCAGCAGCUGUUUACAGUAGAAUUCCUCCAACUUUCUGUCAGACAAAUAUUUCUUCCCACAUGAACUCUGACCAGACUGGUUCUGGUGUCCAGGUCGGACACCACCAGACUGUUACAGUUAUUUAUUUAGGCUUGGAUGUCAUGCUACCGCGCCUUAAUGAUGGUGUUCUUAGUGACGUGAAGUGGCCGGAUGUCACGCUGAUCGACUGUGGGAUUUACGACGCUAGUUUGAUCACCCUGAUCCAGAACCUGGAACCAUGUGGCUCGGUCCAGGAUGGAGGCGGAUCCAGUUGAUGUGGAAGAAAAUGGAAACAUUGAAGGAAGAUGACUCGAUUAUCGCUCUGAUUAUUUCAGUUAGCAGCUGUUUAAAAAGUCAUUAAUUAGAAGUUAAUUAUUGGGAAACAUCCGUCCAAUCAGGGCAGUUCAUGUAAAAUCAGAUGUGGACAGUUUUUAGAGAUUUCUCUUCCAGAUCCCGUCUCCACCAGAACCCCGACUCUGUUUGGCCGAAGUUUAGCUGUCUUACACAUUUAUUGGGUGUAUAAUUAUAAAGGCCAGCGAUGACGUAUAAACAGCUUCUUAUAACUAAACCAUUAACUUUCCUAAUAAAUACAUCACUGGUUCCAAAACUUUUUGAGCCACGACCCCGAAAGACAACAUACGAUGGUGUUACAGAUGCCUUAUUGAUAAUUUAUUUACACUUACAAACUCCAUCAGUCUCUAAUGCGCCCCCUAGUGGAAUCCUCUGGUAACACCACCAGCCAGUACGAGAACAUUUUCCCUCCUGAUGGAGCUGGUUGCAUAAAAAGCUAAAAUAUUCUCAUCCCAACGGGAACGUGGAUCCAUUGGAACUCUACCGUCAACCCUUCUUCUUCUUCCAUUCCACGUUUCCCGAGUUCCGCUUGAUUCGGUCCUGGUUCUGGAUCAGUGCUGGUGAAAACUGGUGUGGCCCAGUGGGACUUCCCUAUAACGUUAAGAUGGUUUCAGUUGCUCUCCAAAGUGCCUUAAUGUUCUGUUGGCCACACUGGUUGCAGUGAUGGUGGCGGCGGGAGGUUUGCGCUGCGAUGGUGAAAGAAAUGGUUUUAGUAGAUUUUAGAAGAUGUCUGCAGUAUUAGAGUCCCAUCACAAAGAGCUCCAUGACUUUUGUGUUUUUUCUACAUUUAUUUAAAGUGUUAAAAUACAGGUUGUAAUUUGUUGCACGUUGUGAAUUAAAGGCUCAUUGCACCA